Molecule: messenger RNA, 2811 nt
Organism: Andrographis paniculata
Lineage: Eukaryota; Viridiplantae; Streptophyta; Magnoliopsida; Lamiales; Acanthaceae
Product: vacuolar protein sorting-associated protein 51 homolog
Exons: 20
Coding region: 177-2528 (783 amino acids)
Biological process (GO): Golgi organization; retrograde transport, endosome to Golgi; lysosomal transport
Cellular component (GO): membrane; EARP complex; GARP complex
Source: RefSeq, a predicted model, not a curated record
ACAAAAAUAAGUAGAAAAUUCUGAGGGGUCGGAAUAUAAGAAGAAACAGGGGAUUAACCUCGUCGGUGACGGUGAGAUCAAAAUCGGCCGGAGACAACAAAUCGAUUUAUUGGGGAGUAAGGAAUUGCCCGAAAAGCAUCUCGUAGAAAGGUAAGCAAAGGAACAGGGGCUUUAAAAUGGAGGUCGAAGGAGGAGAGCCGCUGGACGACAAGGCCAAGAGAAUGAGGGAUCUGUUGUCGAGUUUCUACUCUCAAGACCCUUCUUCCGCGACAACGCCAGCGACAAAGUCUUCGUGGCGAUAUGCCACUCUCGACACUAUCAACACCGCGUCGUUUGAUGCUGAUCUGUACAUGAAUCUCCUGGUACAAAAAUCAAAUUUGGAAGGACUUCUCCAGAAGCAUGUUGAAAUGGCUGCUGAGAUAAAAAAUCUUGACACUGACCUGCAAAUGUUAGUGUAUGAGAAUUACAACAAAUUCAUCAGUGCAACGGAUACAAUUAAAAGAAUGAAAAAUAACAUCGCUGGCAUGGAAACGAACAUGGAGCAGCUUCUUGAGAAGAUUAUGUCUGUACAAUCUAGAAGUGAUGGAGUCGACACAUCUCUUUUUGAGAAGAGAGAGCAAAUCGAGAAGGUGCAUCGCACCCGCAAUCUUUUACGUAAAGUUCAGUUUAUUUAUGAUUUGCCUGCAAGACUUGAGAAGUGCAUCAAAUUAGAAGCUUAUUCCGAUGCUGUCAAGUUUUAUGUUGGAGCCAUGCCAAUUUUCAAGGCGUAUGGGGAUUCUUCUUUUCAUGACUGUAAACGACAAUCUGAAGAGGCAGUCAAUAUAAUUACCAAGAACUUGCAGGGGAAGGUUUUCUCAGAUUCUGAGUCCAUACAAACAAGAGCUGAGGCUGUCAUGCUUCUUAAGCAGCUGGACUUUCCGGUUGAGAACCUAAAGGUUAAACUGUUUGAAAAAUUGGAACAAUAUCUUAUGGACCUGCGCCUUCAACCUACUGAAACAUCAAAAGACUCAGUGGAUGUGGAAGCUUGUUCAGAUCAGAAAGAAGUUCCUGCGUCUGUUUCUUCUGGUGCACAUGAGGCGUCAGUUCGUGAAUUUGCUGAAGCUGUGCGUGCAUAUAAAGAAAUCUUCUCACAUUCAGAACCACAGCUAUCUAAACUUGCACAUGACCUUAUUAGGAAGCACUUUGAAGCUACUCAUCAACAAAUUAAGAAGCAAAUUCACUCAGCAGAUCUUGUGGAAAUUCUACGAGUCAUUUGGACUGAUGUGCUUCUGAUGGAUGAAGUUCUCCCUGAAGCUUUGCUUCCUGAUCUUGCCUUGCAGUCUGCUCGUGAUGCUCUCAAGGACUAUUUUUCCAGUCUAUUUAAUCGUUUGUUACUUGGUAUUUCAGAUGCUAUCACGAAAGCCCAAGUAUCUCAAAGGGAGGGAAUACAUGAAGAACAUUAUAUACAGGAAGCCCUUGAGGCUAGCAGAGACGCAGUGAUACAAGGCAGUAGAAAUGUCUUACAGGAAUUUAGACAUCUUCAUGAUGAAAACUCGGCAUUGUUGGUCAAGUUGCGCGAUUUGAUAGUUGACUGGGUCCAAGAGGGUUUUCAGAAUUUUUUCAGGAAACUCGAUGGCUACUUCCGGCUGCUUUCAGGAAAGAGUCAUCCAGACAGUCAAGAGUUGAACUUUGUAGAGAAGAUUCCGGCUGAUAAAAUUUCUCCUGGGCUUGUUCUUGUGCUGGCUGAAUUAUCUCUUUUUAUUGAACAGAAUGCUAUCUCAAAAAUCACUGAGGAGAUAGCAUCUUCUUUCUCUGAUGGUGGGAUCCGUGGGUCUGAAUAUGGCCCAGCAUUUGUUCCUGCAGAAAUUUGUCGCAUUUUUCGUUCAUCUGUUGAGACAUUUUUACACCUUUACAUAAAAAUGAGAACUCAGAAGAUAUCAAUUAUGUUCAAGAAGCGGUUUGCGGCCCCUAAUUGGGUCAAGCACAAAGAGCCUAGAGAAGUGCACAUGUUUGUGGAUUUACUUCUUCAACAGUUUGAAGAAAUAGGAAAUGAAGUGAAACAAGUUUUGCCUCAAAGCAUCCAUCGGAAACAUCAUCGGACAGACAGCAAUGGAAGCACCACAUCCUCACGCAGUAAUCCUUUAAGGGAUGAUCGGCUGAGCCGGUCAACUACUCAGAAGGCUAGGAGCCAGCUUCUGGAGACACAUCUAGCAAAACUGUUUAAGCAAAAAAUGGAAAUCUUCACAAAAAUUGAACACACACAGGAAUCUGUCAUAACAACAAUAGUAAAACUUUCCUUAAAGAGCUUACAAGAAUUUGUGCGGCUUCAGACAUUUAACCGCAGCGGAUUCCAGCAAAUCCAGCUGGACAUUCACUUCCUGAAGUCCACUUUAAAGGAUAUAUCUGAAGACGAAGCUGCUGUUGAUUUCCUGCUCGAUGAGGUUACUGUCGGCACUGCGGAGCGAUGCCUUGAUCCCAUUCCUUUGGAACCUCCUAUCUUGGAUAGACUCGUCCAAGCAAAAUUGGCCAAGAACUCCGAGCAAAAAUGAGUUUUGAAAGAGUCGAGCUCAAAUUAGGGCCGAGGUUUGUUGUUGAGCCUUAAAAUGAUAAUAUUUGGCUUACUUAGACACACUUUUCAUGCAACUUCCUGAGUUUGAGUUUGAGCUUGAUGAGAUGAAGCUUAGUUGUCUUCAAUGGUGACUGUUGAAGAGAAAAUUUGUAGUAACCACACACACACAUGUAGAUGUAAUAUGUGUUUCUUUGUAGUCUUCCAUGCGAAUGAUGAAAAUAACCUUAUACAACAGGUCCAGAGUGAUAAUGCUCUAUUGACUA